AUUGGUCGUUUUUCUCUCGUUAUGACAGAUUACAAUUAAAAUUCUUUAAUAAUUACUCUCAAACUCUUCGUUGUUGUAUUCACACAUGUGCAGACGAAAUGCAAGCAGACAAACAUUCGGUUGUCAGUGUAAAUAUUUAAUUGAUAGAGUGAUGUGUUAAUGUGACAGCGACAAUAAUAUCAAUCCUUUCCCGAGAUGACUUACGACAAGUUGCACCAGAAAGAUGACGCCCCAAAAGGCAAGUGCGUCACUCUCAAGAGUGACGACCGUCGCAGGGGGUCAUCGUUUGCCGCCUGCGAGAUCCUGGACGAUGUCACUCGUGUUAAAAGUACCGGGUUGGCAGAUCCUGGCGUCAGGUCCAGGAUUAAGCUGAAAUUGAAAGCCGUUGCUGGACACUUGGGACUGCUGAUGUCUUUGGCGAUUUAUUGUGCUGUCGGAGGAUUGGUUUUUCGAGCACUAGAACAACCAGCUGAGACUUUAAGGCAAAAAACUUUAAUGAUGACCAUGCAGAAGGAAAGAUCUGAACUCCUAACUUUGAUAAACAGUACCACGUUUAGGAGAGGUUUAAAUUUUCAAUUGUGGCUAGACAACAAUCUAAAAAAUUAUGAGCUGGCCUUGGAAAAAGCUGUCUCUGAAGGUUUUCGCUUUGACAACAUGUCUGAUAAUGAAGGUCGCGAAAAAUGGAAUAUUUUACAAGCUGUAUUUUUUUCUUCCACAGUCUUGACUACAAUUGGUUACGGCAACAUAGUGCCCGAGACCAAAUGGGGGCAACUGUUUUGUAUUCCCUUUGCGAUGAUUGGAAUCCCUUUAACUUUGACGGUGGUGAGCGAUUGGGGAAAAUUAUUUGCCAGUGCUGUCUCCAGGUUGGCCAAACAUCUACCUGCAAUGCCAGGUAUAACAGGAGAAAGAGCUCUUUACAUUUCUGGAGCAAUUUGUGCUCUUUGUUUAUAUUUGGCUGCAGGAGCUACAGUAUUUCUUUUAUGGGAAAAAGAAUGGACAUUCUUUGAUGGAUUCUAUUUCUGCUUUGUAACUAUGACCACAAUAGGCUUUGGAGACUUAGUUCCAACUCGUCCAAAUUAUAUGCUGCUGUGCACUUUAUAUAUUUUAAUUGGGAUGGCUUUGACAUCAACUUUUAUAGAAUUGAUUAGAAGACAAUAUGCUGAAAGUUGGAGAAGAAUAGCACAAGCGAUGUCGGGCCCUUUAUUGGCAGAAGGAUUGAAGAAACUUAUGAUGGCCCAAAAUAAUGCAGCAGAUGUAGCAUCUCUUCAAAGGAUUCUCACAGUCAGUAUGCCUAGAAGAACCAAAUCUUUAAGAUCGAAGGAUAUUGAUUCACAAGAAUGGGAGGACGCUAUGAGGGCUGUUUUAAGAGACAUUCAAAAUUCAAAUAGCAAUAAAAUUAUUCAAAUUGUUGUUUAUGAAUCGUCAGUUUGA
This is a messenger RNA of Ctenocephalides felis (cat flea), 1431 nucleotides long. RefSeq names its product potassium channel subfamily K member 15-like. Gene Ontology annotation, molecular function: potassium ion leak channel activity. The record is from RefSeq and is a predicted model, not a curated record. The coding region runs from base 196 to 1431 and encodes 411 amino acids. The transcript has 8 exons. Gene Ontology annotation, biological process: potassium ion transmembrane transport; stabilization of membrane potential. Gene Ontology annotation, cellular component: membrane. NCBI's taxonomy places the organism in Eukaryota, Metazoa, Arthropoda, Insecta, Siphonaptera, Pulicidae.